Molecule: messenger RNA, 969 nt
Organism: Dendronephthya gigantea
Lineage: Eukaryota; Metazoa; Cnidaria; Anthozoa; Malacalcyonacea; Nephtheidae
Exons: 2
Coding region: 1-969 (322 amino acids)
Source: RefSeq, a predicted model, not a curated record
AUGGACGAAAUGAAAAUACAAUCCAACCUUGUUUUCGACAAGGUUAGUGGUGAUCUCAUUGGGUUUGUGGACCUGGGGGAUCCUACAACAAAUGAUGCAUUUGCUGAAGAAGAAAGUGUGGCCACUCAUGCUCUUGCAUUUUUAGUCCGAGGAUUGUGCACUGACAUGAAGCACAUUGUUUCGUACUAUUUCACCAGAGAUGUCACGUCAUUUCAAAUCAUGCCAAUCUUUUGGAAAGCAGUUGCUGUUUUGGAAUUGAACUUGAAUCUUUGGGUAGUUGCAGUUGUGAAUGAUGGAGCAUCUCCAAAUAGAAAGUUCUUCAACCUGCAUUCAAAACUAGCAAAAGAUUUGCAGUGUGAUGUUGUCUAUAAGACACCAAAUGUCUUUGCAACCUCACGCUUCAUUUACUUCUUCGCAGAUUCCCCUCAUUUAAUGAAGACAGCAAGGAACUGCCUUUACAAUUCUGGUCAUGGUUCACGCAGCAGAUAUAUGUGGAAUGAUGGCCAGCACUUGAUCUUCCAACAUAUUGCUGAUCUCUUUUAUAGUGAUCAGGACUGGAAGAAGAGCACAUUGGAACGCGAGGGCAAUUUUUCACCAGAAGAAAGAAGCAAGAUGUUCCUGUCCUGGCAGACAUACGAGGGCUUUAAGAUCUCUGUUCACUCCCACAUUGAGGCAAUCCAGUUUCUUCUGGAAAAAGGCUUCCAGUAUGUCUUGUCUGAGCGAUUCAUGCAAGAUGUACUGGAGGAUUACUUUGGUCACCAGAGAAGCAAAGGAGGAAGAUCUGACAACCCAACAGCCCAGCAAUUUGGCUAUUCUGACCUGACAAUAGCAUCACAGAGAGACAUUGCUCCUGUAGUCCGAGAGAAUGUUGGUGGGAGGUAUGAAAAAAAGAAAUGGUAUGAUGUCAGCGAUGAACCAGUUAUGAAGCGAAAAAAGACAAAAAAAAGCAGUGAACAAACAAAUGAAUAA